AGAUGUCAGAUUCCUCUCACGGAAAAAAUAGCGUUUUGUUUAGAGGCAUUGAAUUUUCACAAUAAUGAAAGCUACACUACACACUACUCUCUCUACUCUCCUCUGCUUCUCUCUGCAAUAUUUACUCUCUCCGUAUUUAUCUGACCUCUUUCACAUGACUAUCCUGCAACCAAACUAACAGACAAAACACACCAUACUCUUCCAUUAUUCAAUUCUAUUUACUUUCGUAAUCAACUAAACCCUUUCUUCUCUCUCUCUCUCUCUCUUUCACUAUUGCAUACCCAUUUUACUAUACUGGCUCUCCCAACUAUGGAAGCUUUUACCUUACUCAAAUACUGGCGAGCUGCUGGUCUUGUUGGACUCUCUCCUUCCUCUGAAACCACCACCACCAUCCUCUCCGCCGUAUCUCAAAACGAUAACGCAACCACUGAAAGCGACGAUGAUAACGACGACAACGAAGACGAAGGUCCUUUUUUCGACUUAGAGUUUACUGCACCAGACGAAGAAGAUCAUCUUUCUGAACAAACAAACCCUAACAACGAAUCACAUGAAGACGAAGAUGAAGAAUCUGACGGUGGUGGUGAGUUUAAGAUAACACUUUCCCCUUCAAGCAAAGAACGAAAUGAUGCAAAUCUUUCACUGUCUCCUUCGGAGGAUAUACAGAUAGUUGAGUUGAAACCUUCUUCUUUCCUUCUCAACAACCCUUCCGAACCUAACUCCAAACCUCAGUUCACUGCUUCAUUGCUUAAAUCUGCAACAAAGUUUCGCGUCUUCAUGUCUGGACUUAAGAAACCAAAAACCGAUUCUGUGAUAACACAGAAGAAACAAAAACCAAAUAGAAUCAAAUUCAAAAUUGAAGAAGUUCCUAUUGUUUCACUUUUCACUAGAGACAACAGUUCCAAAGGAAACGUCAACAACAACAAAACCCAAUCGAACCAGAAAGUAGAACAUCAAGCAUUAUCACCUUUGGAAGAGAAACGUUUCUCCAAGGAAGUAGUUAUGCACAAGUAUUUAAAAAUGGUGAAGCCUCUAUACAUUAGAGUUUCUCGUAGGUACAGUCAUGGUGAAAAAGAAGGAAAGUUUGGUUCUGCUUCUACUGACAACAAGGUUGAAGGUGAAGUGGCAAAGGAAGGGGAAACCGUUCCUGAAAGUGAAGAAAACAGUGCAAAGAGUACUCAGAAUCAGAGCCUGAAACAGGGGAAUAUUCCGGCAGGGCUUAGAGUUGUGUACAAACAUUUAGGAAAGAGCCGUUCAGCGUCAGCGGCAGUGGCAGCUUCACCGCCGGCGUUAGUGUCGUCUAAACGCCGUGAUGAUUCACUGUUACAGCAACAAGAUGGGAUUCAAGGAGCCAUUUUACACUGCAAAAGAUCCUUCAAUGCCUCCAGAGAGUGUGAAUCUUCUUCUCAACUAUCACAAGAAUUGUCAAGGAAAAUCUAGUGAGAAAUGUCUUUCAGGUUGAAGAUAAAGGAAAAUGUUUUAGCCUUUAGCAUUUUCUUUAGAAGAUUUAGAUUUAGAUUUUGCACAACAUUGUGGAGAGAAAUAGUCAAAGUAGAGAGUUAUGGGCAUGUAGCAUGAAGAAAAAGCUCUUUCUUUUGUUGAAUGCUUCUUUUUUUAGUUUACCUUGGUAGUGUAAAUUGUAAAGCUCUUCUUUUCAAUAAAGUGAAGGAAGAAUCAUAUCUUUUCGGUUAUGUAAUGUAAUUUAAUUUUAAUGUACGGUUCCUAUUCUUCUUUUGUUUUUUCA
Messenger RNA from Lathyrus oleraceus (garden pea), 1741 nucleotides. RefSeq names its product probable membrane-associated kinase regulator 2. Gene Ontology annotation, cellular component: plasma membrane. Lineage: Eukaryota; Viridiplantae; Streptophyta; Magnoliopsida; Fabales; Fabaceae. The transcript is spliced from 2 exons. The coding region runs from base 310 to 1437 and encodes 375 amino acids. The record is from RefSeq and is a predicted model, not a curated record.